Molecule: messenger RNA, 429 nt
Organism: Microthlaspi erraticum
Lineage: Eukaryota; Viridiplantae; Streptophyta; Magnoliopsida; Brassicales; Brassicaceae
Source: the annotation of a GenBank genome assembly
AUGAUCCGAUUCAUACUAUUGCAGAACAGACAAGGCAAGACGCGUCUUGCCAAGUACUAUGUUCCUCUCGAAGAGUCCGAGAAACACAAAGUCGAAUACGAGGUUCAUAGAUUGGUAGUGAAUCGCGACUCAAAAUUCACCAAUUUCGUCGAGUUUAGAACACAUAAGGUUAUAUACCGGCGCUAUGCGGGAUUGUUCUUCUCGUUGUGCGUCGAUAUAACGGACAAUGAGUUGGCUUACCUUGAAUGCAUCCACUUGUUCGUCGAGAUUUUGGACCACUUCUUCAGCAAUGUUUGUGAGCUUGAUUUGGUUUUUAACUUCCACAAGGUGUACUUAAUACUUGAUGAAUUCAUUCUUGCUGGAGAGCUUCAAGAAACAAGCAAGCGGGCGAUCAUUGAGAGGAUGUCUGAGCUGGAGAAGCUGGAGUGA